This is a messenger RNA of Beauveria bassiana ARSEF 2860, 375 nucleotides long. RefSeq names its product ribosomal L22e family protein. The coding region runs from base 1 to 375 and encodes 124 amino acids. Gene Ontology annotation, biological process: cytoplasmic translation. The transcript has 3 exons. The record is from RefSeq and is a predicted model, not a curated record. Gene Ontology annotation, cellular component: ribosome. Gene Ontology annotation, molecular function: structural constituent of ribosome; RNA binding. NCBI's taxonomy places the organism in Eukaryota, Fungi, Ascomycota, Sordariomycetes, Hypocreales, Cordycipitaceae.
AUGGCUCCCAUUGCUAAGAAGUCUGGCAAGGCCCAGAAGCAGACCAAGAAGUUCAUCAUCAACGCUUCUCAGCCCGCCGCGGACAAGAUUUUCGACACUGCCGCUUUCGAAAAGUUUCUGCAGGAGCGCAUCAAGGUCGAGGGCCGCACCAACAACCUCGGCGACGACAUUGUGAUUCAGCAGCAGGGCGAGGGCAAGAUCGAGGUCAUUGCGCACAACGACCUCUCGGGCCGCUACCUCAAGUACCUGACCAAGAAGUUCCUCAAGAAGCAGCAGCUCCGCGACUGGCUCCGCGUCGUCUCCACCUCGCGCGGCGUCUACGAGCUCAAGUUCUUCAACGUUGUCAACGACGAGGCCGAUGAGGAUGACGAGUAA